AGUAUGAUUACUUGCUCCCUAAUUCUAUUCUUAAUUAUUUUAAUAAAUUAUCAUUUAAAAUAUAAAACAAAUGGGUGUUCUGAAAUGAAAAAUCACUUUAUUUGUUUGGUGGAAUGCAAAAUGCGAGAGCUUCAAGGCGAAAGGCACGAUCUUGGCAUUGUUGGGGAGCCUUGUGGAGGUUGAGGGAGUGCUCAGCGGAGGUGGAGGGAGGAAUGCGAUGAGGAAUCUGAUCGGAAGUUUGGUGGAAUUCUUGAGCAGCGAGGACUGGGCGGCCAGGAAGGCCGCGGCGGAGGCGCUGACGAAGAUGGCGGUGGUUGAGAGAGAUGCGCUCUCUGAAUAUAAAGCUUCUUGCUUGACUUUUGAAGCUAAGCGAUUCUACAAGGUGAAGGCUGCGAGGGAGACGAUGAAUCAGAUGGUGGAACCUUGGAAGGAGAUUCCUGAUCUAAUCAUCUUGAUUCUUAAGUAAUGCAACUUUAUUUUAUUUGAGAAAAAAUUAGAACAAGUAGUACCGCACACAAAGGGUUUGAUAGAACACCCAUUUGUUUUAUAUUUUAAAUAUAAUUUAUUAAAAUAA
This is a messenger RNA of Salvia splendens (bonfire salvia), 574 nucleotides long. RefSeq names its product TORTIFOLIA1-like protein 3. Gene Ontology annotation, cellular component: microtubule. The transcript is spliced from 2 exons. Gene Ontology annotation, molecular function: microtubule binding. The record is from RefSeq and is a predicted model, not a curated record. Bases 218 to 466 code for a protein of 82 amino acids. Lineage: Eukaryota; Viridiplantae; Streptophyta; Magnoliopsida; Lamiales; Lamiaceae.